AUGAAUCCUCCACCGCACUUCAUCUUCUCCGCCCUACAUUUACUCUUCAUUUUCCUCACCUCCUCCGCCUCCCAACCGGAGCUCCGAUCUCUACUAGAAUUCAAAAAAGGCAUAACCUCAGAUCCAUCAAAUCUCGUUCUCAACUCAUGGAACCCCUUUUCCAUCACCGACUUCGACGUUUGUCCCCCCAAAUGGGAAGGAAUCUCCUGCGACGAACUCACCGGAAACGUCACCGGAAUUGUACUCGAGAAUCACAACCUCACCGGAGAGAUAAAGUUCCAUACUCUCCUCGACCUUAAAAUGCUCAAAAACCUCAGUCUCGCCGGGAAUCAGUUCACCGGAAGGUUACCCCCUUCUUUAGGUAUAAUUACCUCUCUCCAGCAUUUGGAUCUUUCGAGUAACAAAUUCUACGGUCCAAUUCCUGCACGGAUCAACGAUCUUUGGGGUCUGAAUUACCUCAAUUUAUCAAAUAACCAAUUCAAAGGUGGAUUUCCCACUGGUCUCAACAAUCUUCAACAACUUAGGGUCCUCGAUUUGCACAGUAACGAACUCUGGGCUGACAUUGGUGACCUUCUUCCCACUCUUCGGAACCUCGAGUUUCUAGAUUUGAGUCAGAAUCAGUUCUAUGGUGGACUUUCCAUUACUCUUGAGAAUGUUUCCUCUUUGGCUAAUACUGUUCGGUUUUUGAACGUCAGUCACAAUAAAUUGAACGGGAACUUCUUUCUGAAGGACGCAAUUGGGUUGUUUCGGAACUUGCGAGCUUUGGAUUUGAGUGAUAAUAUGAUUAGAGGGGAGCUUCCUUCUUUUGUUUCCUUGCGUGAACUUCGAGUUCUGAAACUUGCGAGUAAUCUUUUCUUUGGGGCUGUGCCGGAGGACUUGUUGUUGACUUCAAUGUCUUUGGAAGAAUUGAAUCUCAGUUCCAAUGGAUUUACUGGCUCAAUUGGUGUAAUUAACUCUACCACUAUAAAUAUUUUGGAUCUUUCAUCUAAUAGUUUAUCAGGACCAUUGCCAACUUCUUUGAGAAGCUGUACAAUCAUAGAUUUGAGCAGGAAUAUGUUUUCUGGCGACAUUUCUGUAAUAGAGAACUGGGAAGCCACUAUGGAGGUUAUUGAUUUGAGUUCAAACAAGCUGUCAGGAUCCUUGCCUUCAAUUAUAGAAUAUUCAAAAUUGUCUACCCUUGACUUAAGUUUGAAUGAACUUAAUGGAUCCAUUCCAGUUAGUUUGGUUAUUUCACCAUCACUGACAAGACUCAAUCUUUCUGGAAAUCAAUUUACAGGACCACUUUUGCUUCAAGGUUCAGGGGCUAGUGAAUUAUUACUCACGUCUCCUUUUCUGCCAAUGGAAUAUUUUGAUGUAUCAAACAACUCUUUAGAAGGCUUCUUGCCUUCUGAUAUAGGUAGGAUGGUUAAGCUCAAACUGCUGAAUCUUGCAAGGAAUGGCUUUUCUGGACAAAUUCCUAAUGAAUUGAGCAAACUUAUUGAUUUAGUGUCCCUCGAUUUGUCUAACAACAAAUUUACUGGCAAUAUUCCUGACAAGCUUUCGUCUAGCUUGAAUGUAUUUAAUGUGUCCAACAAUGAUCUAUCUGGCCUUGUUCCCGAAAAUUUGCGGCGAUUUCCUACAUCAUCCUUUAACCCUGGAAAUGAAAAGCUUAAGUUAUCAAAUGAUUCUCCUAGUUAUCCGUCACUGCCAGGCACUGUUCAAAAUAAACAUCAUAGUUCAAAGGGUAAUAUCAGGAUAGCAAUUAUCCUUGCUUCUGUGGGUGCUGCUGUGAUGAUUGCUUUUGUUUUAUUGGCUUAUCAUCGAACACAAGCAAAAGAAUUUCACGGGAGAAGUGAGUUUGGUGGUCAAACUACUGGAGGACUUUCAAGGGCUUCUCUCUUCAAGUUCCAUUCAAAUGCUCUUCCUCCAUCAUCUUCGGCGAGCUUUUCAAAUGAUCACUUGUUGAUAUCCAAUUCAAGGUCACUUUCUGGACAGCAGUCAGAGUUUAUAACUGAAAUUUCUGAGCAUGGCUUGUCUCAGGGAGUAGCAACCAGUUCAGCACCGGUGAUUCCUAAUUUGAUGGAUAACCCUCCUAUGUCAUCUGGAAGGAAGUCUUCACCCAGUUCCCCACUGUCGUCCUCACCGCGCUUUAUAGAGGCUUGUGAAAAGCCUGUGAUGUUGGACGUUUACUCACCAGAUCGACUGGCCGGGGAACUUUUUUUUCUGGAUUCUUCACUAGCAUUCACUGCAGAGGAGUUAUCUCGAGCUCCGGCUGAAGUUCUUGGCAGAAGUAGCCACGGCACUCUGUACAAAGCUACCCUAGACAGUGGUCAUAUGUUGACCGUGAAAUGGUUAAGGGUGGGGUUAGUCAAACAUAAAAAGGAGUUUGCCAGAGAAGUUAAAAGGAUUGGUUCUAUGAGGCAUCCAAACAUUGUGCCGUUACGAGCAUACUAUUGGGGGCCUAGGGAACAGGAGAGGCUUCUGUUAGCCGACUAUAUUCAAGGAGACAACUUGGCCCUCCAUCUCUACGAAACCACACCUCGGAGAUACUCGCCUUUGUCAUUCAGUCAGAGAAUAAAAGUUGCGGUUGAUGUUGCAAGAUGUCUUUUAUACCUUCACGACCGAGGGCUUCCACACGGAAAUCUGAAGCCGACAAAUAUUCUGUUAGCAGGCCCUGAUUACGGUGCCUGUCUUACUGACUAUGGUCUGCACCGCCUCAUGACGCCGGCUGGAGUUGCAGAACAGAUACUAAAUCUAGGAGCACUCGGAUACCGUGCUCCAGAACUUGCUUCUGCAUCCAAACCACUUCCAUCCUUUAAGGCCGAUGUCUAUGCACUUGGGGUGAUCUUAAUGGAAUUAUUAACGAGAAAAAGUGCAGGUGACAUAAUAUCGGGACAAUCGGGUGCUGUUGAUCUUACAGAUUGGGUUAGGCUGUGUGAGAGAGAAGGAAGGGUAAUGGACUGUAUAGACAGAGACAUUGCAGGUGGUGAAGAAUCCUCCAAAGAGAUGGACCAACUGCUUGCAACAUCUCUCAGGUGUAUUCUCCCUGUACAUGAAAGGCCUAACAUCAGACAAGUUUUUGAAGAUCUCUGUUCUAUACCAUCAGCUUGA
This is a messenger RNA of Vicia faba (fava bean), 3090 nucleotides long. NCBI's taxonomy places the organism in Eukaryota, Viridiplantae, Streptophyta, Magnoliopsida, Fabales, Fabaceae. The record is from the annotation of a GenBank genome assembly.